Messenger RNA from Drosophila obscura, 2530 nucleotides. It is a transcript of the gene p120ctn, whose product is annotated as catenin delta-2. Gene Ontology annotation, molecular function: cadherin binding. The transcript has 4 exons. Lineage: Eukaryota; Metazoa; Arthropoda; Insecta; Diptera; Drosophilidae. The record is from RefSeq and is a predicted model, not a curated record. Gene Ontology annotation, cellular component: plasma membrane; nucleus; adherens junction. Gene Ontology annotation, biological process: cell-cell junction assembly; cell-cell adhesion. The coding region runs from base 180 to 2501 and encodes 773 amino acids.
UCUUAAUAUCAUUGGAAUCCCUGGUUAUUAAAAAAAGAAUAACAUUGCAAAAUCGUUUUUUCAUAUACUCAGUGAUAACUUGCUAGUUUCGCAGAAAAUGCAUAUUUUAUAAUCUAGAGGUAUUGAAAAUGUGAAUUAACGUAAAUAACAACAUUAAAAGAUUCAUCAAUUGUUAAAUCAUGAAUCCAGCACAUAGUUUGAACAUGGAUCCAUCUUUGGUACAGGAGGCAAACAGUAUGCAAACCCAGUAUGCAUCUUUUCAAAAUUUCGAACAAUUUUCGGCAGCUGGAUAUACAAAUACACCAAUAUACAUCACAAAGCCGCCAGGGAUUGGUGCCAUAUCACAUAUUACGCCUCAUUGUUCAGUACUUGGUCCUCAGAAUAAGAUCGAGACAGAUUCUCCAGAAGUUGCCCUGGCCGGUAUGGAGAAUCAUUCACUAGGUCCAACUGUAAGAUACAUACAAGCCGCCCAAUUUGACGAGACGCCAGAAUAUGGGAUUUCAGGUAUACCUUGUGGUGUAGAGUCCCACUAUACUGAUGAAUCCGUAGUACCUUACGGCUACACGACGGAACCUGGUUAUGGAAUACAAGGUACAAGCACUAAUCUGAAACAAUUCACUGCAAGUCCUUUUGAUGAUAACCUAAAUGGGUCUGAAACUAUUGGCGAGUCUCAAUGUCGACCUUUUGACGGUACAGCUGAUUUUAAAUUACCUCAGUUCGCCAUGAAUUCUAUAAAUGCUGUUCCCCCCCGAGGAGUGGGGGAGAAAGAAGAUUAUAUCGGCGGAUCCGACAACGACCUUUGUUCAACCAUGAGGUGGCGUGAUCCAAAUCUUUCAGAAGUAAUAAGUUUUCUCAGUAAUCCGAACAAUGCUAUAAAAGCAAAUGCAGCAGCAUAUUUGCAACAUUUAUGUUACAUGGAUGACCCAAAUAAGCAACGUACACGAUCAUUAGGAGGAAUACCACCAUUGAUUCGAUUGCUGUCGUAUGAUUCUCCAGAAAUACAUAAAAACGCUUGUGGAGCUCUUCGAAACCUAUCCUACGGUAGACAAAAUGAUGAAAACAAGCGUGGAAUUAAAAAUGCUAGCGGAAUAGAAGCGUUAGUUCAUCUGCUUUGUCGUUCUCAAGAGACAGAAGUAAAAGAAUUGGUAACUGGAGUGUUAUGGAAUAUGUCUUCCUGUGAAGAUAUCAAGCGGUCAAUUAUUGAUGAAUCACUAGCUGCUAUAGUCUGCAACGUUAUAAAACCUCAUUCCGGAUGGGAUCCAAUUUGUUGUGGUGACACUUGUUUUUCUACAGUAUUUCGAAAUGCAUCGGGAGUGUUGCGAAAUGUCAGUUCAGCUGGAGAGCAUGCAAGAGGGUGUCUUCGCAAUUGCGAGCAUUUAGUGGAAUGUCUUUUGUAUGUAGUGCGAGCUGCAAUAGAGAAAAACAAUAUUGGAAACAAAACAGUAGAAAAUUGCGUAUGUAUACUGCGUAAUCUUUCGUAUAGAUGUCAGGAAGUAGAAGAUCCGAAUUACGAUAAGCAUCCUUUCAUAACGCAAGAUAGGGUUAUCCCAUCUUCGUCAAAGGGCGAAAAUUUAGGAUGCUUUGGAACAAGUAAAAAAAAGAAGGAAGUAUCUGCUACUGAAGCUCUUCAGGACUAUAGCAUAUCCACAGAGUAUUCUAAAAGUUCAGUAACUAAUAGCCAGAUGAAUAAGGGCUAUGAACAAUUAUGGCAACCUGAAGUUGUUCAGUAUUACUUGUCAUUAUUGCAAAGUUGUUCUAAUCCAGAAACACUUGAAGCUGCGGCAGGAGCAAUUCAAAAUUUAUCUGCAUGUUAUUGGCAACCCAGCAUUGAUAUUCGUGCCACGGUGCGUAAAGAAAAAGGUCUACCUAUACUGGUAGAGCUCCUUCGGAUGGAAGUUGAUCGCGUAGUCUGUGCAGUUGCUACUGCCCUACGGAAUCUAGCUAUUGAUCAACGAAAUAAAGAACUAAUUGGAAAAUACGCUAUGCGUGAUCUAGUCCAAAAACUUCCAUCUGGAAAUGUGCAGCAUGACCAAAACACAUCGGAUGAUACAAUAACAGCUGUAUUGGCUACAAUUAAUGAGGUCAUAAAAAAGAACCCAGAAUUUUCUCGUUCACUUUUAGAUGCAGGCGGUAUAGACCGACUUAUGAAUAUAUCGAGACGAAAAGAAAAAUAUACUUCUUGUGUAAUAAAGUUUGCUAGUCAAGUUUUGUAUACGAUGUGGCAACAUCACGAACUCCGAGACGUCUACAAAAAAAACGGUUGGAAAGAGCAAGAUUUCAUUAGUAAAAAUUUUACUGCACAUAACACUCCGCCAAGCUCACCAAACAAUGCCAAUAACACACUUAACCGACCAAUGGCAUCUCAGGGACGUACGCGCUAUGAAGACAGAACAAUUCAGCGUGCAACUAGUGCUUCGUAUAGGAAUAAUGACUCUAGUGGAGCCGUUAUGUCAAAUAAUGAAUCAGCCUUGCUUUCGGAAAUGGUUAGAAAACAAUUAUAGAAUGUAUAUUUGGUCGUUAAUUAUUUAAA